This is a messenger RNA of Mastomys coucha (southern multimammate mouse), 1785 nucleotides long. It is a transcript of the gene Catsper4, whose product is annotated as cation channel sperm associated 4. Gene Ontology annotation, molecular function: voltage-gated calcium channel activity; calcium-activated cation channel activity. Lineage: Eukaryota; Metazoa; Chordata; Mammalia; Rodentia; Muridae. Gene Ontology annotation, cellular component: membrane; acrosomal vesicle; CatSper complex. The transcript is spliced from 11 exons. The coding region runs from base 91 to 1434 and encodes 447 amino acids. The record is from RefSeq and is a predicted model, not a curated record. Gene Ontology annotation, biological process: sodium ion transport; flagellated sperm motility; transmembrane transport.
GCUGCCUCUGUGAUCUCACCACAAGGGGGAGAGGAGAAGGACUGCUUGCAGCAAAGAGGCAGUCUCUGAAGAGAAGGGGAUAGAGCAAAGAUGUCUGAAAAACAAAAAUGGUGGCAGCAGGCAGAGAACAUCGAUAUCACACAUACUGGCUCUAAGAAAAAGGCCUAUGAGCUCAUGGGUCGGCAUGAGGAGCAAGUGCUCAUCAACCGCAGGGAUGUCAUGGAAAAGAAGGAUGCCUGGGAUGUGCAGGAAUUCAUCACUCAAAUGUACAUCAAGCAGUUGCUCCGUCAUCCGGCCUUCCAGCUGCUGUUGGCCUUUCUGCUGGUGACCAAUGCCAUUACCAUUGCCCUCCGCACCAACUCUUAUCUCGGUCAGAAACACUACGAGUUAUUCUCAACCGUAGACGACAUUGUGUUGACAAUCCUUAUCUGCGAGGUUCUCCUUGGCUGGCUUAAUGGAUUCUGGAUUUUCUGGAAGGAUGGCUGGAAUAUCCUCAACUUCGCAAUUGUCUUUAUCUUGUUUAUGGGGUUCUUCAUAAAACAACUUGACAUGAUAGCCAUCACCUACCCUCUCAGGGUGCUUCGGCUGGUGCACGUGUGUAUGGCGGUGGAACCCCUGGCCAGAAUCAUCAGGGUCAUCCUGCAGUCGUUGCCGGACUUGGCCAAUGUCAUGGCCCUCAUCCUCUUCUUCAUGUUGGUAUUCUCUGUGUUUGGGGUCACACUCUUCGGUGCCUUUGUGCCCAAGCAUUUCCAGAACAUGGGGGUUGCCCUGUACACGCUCUUCAUCUGCAUCACCCAGGACGGCUGGCUGGACAUCUACAGUGACUUCCAGGUGGACGAUCGAGAGUAUGCGAUGGAGGUCGGGGGUGCCAUCUACUUUGCUGUCUUUAUCACCCUCGGUGCCUUCAUUGGACUCAACUUGUUCGUCGUCGUGGUGACCACAAAUCUGGAACAAAUGAUGAAGACUGGCGAGGAGGAGGGGCAUCUACACAUAACUUUUAAUGAGUCAGAAGAGGAUGAGGACUGGAACACUAAGGAGCUGCCACUGGUGCAUUGUACAGAGGUCCGCAAGGACGUUUCCACCGUCCCUAAGGAACCACUGGUUGGGGGCCCCCUGUGUAACCUCACGGAAAAGACCUGCGAUAACUUCUGCUUGGUGCUUGAAGCAAUCCAGGAGAACUUGCUGCAAUACAAAGAGAUCCGAGAUGAGCUCAACAGGAUCAUGGAGGAGGUGCGCUCCAUCCGGUUCAACCUGGAGCAGGAAAGCUUAAUAAUGCACAAGCCCACGUCCAAAAGCACCACCUUCCUAAGCGAGUCCUCCGUAGACGUGCGCGAGAUAGCUAACAAGCAAGACCUGAUCACCGCGCUGGUCAGCAGGGAAAGGGUGUAUGAAUCUACCACAAACAUGGUUAGCAAACACAAGAUCAGCCACUGAGAAGGCAGUAUGGGAACCGAAGGGCCUGCACAAACAGGGCCAGCUGCUGCAUCCCAGACUGGAGCCCGUCCCUCUUCCUUACACCUGGACGGCAGAGGCCAUGGGGCUGGACAGGUGGCAGCAUCUGCAGGGCUUAUGCCUGGGAGCCUCAAGUCCAGAGAAGUCAGGAUUCUGGACGGGAGUGAAGUACAGAAAGGCAUAACCAGGCUUUGGCCUAAAGAUGAGCAUCCCUGACCUCUGCAUCAGCCAGAGCUGGAUGAGGUAGGCCUGUGUGGGCCCAAGUGCCAGAAAGAGAAGAGGCAGGCCAGUGAGACCGUGUGCACCAAAAAUAAACGUUUGUGUUAUAACCAA